Abrus precatorius (Indian licorice) is the source of this 1110-nucleotide messenger RNA. Its product is annotated as chromatin modification-related protein MEAF6. Gene Ontology annotation, cellular component: histone acetyltransferase complex. The record is from RefSeq and is a predicted model, not a curated record. The coding region runs from base 162 to 635 and encodes 157 amino acids. The transcript has 7 exons. Lineage: Eukaryota; Viridiplantae; Streptophyta; Magnoliopsida; Fabales; Fabaceae.
CUUUUAUGCCAAUGGCUGACUUGGCGUAACAUGAUUGGUUUUAGUUAGCCCUGGGAGUUUCGAAGAAAUCGAGCCAAACUCAGACUGAACCCUAGAAGGCGAAAAUUGGGGAUUUAGGGUUUUCGUUUUUCAUAUUCCUCAAGUAUUUCGUUCUCUCGAAAAUGGAAUCGGAAGGGCAAAAGGGUAAUGUGAACCCGUCAGCAAUGUUGGCUUCCCUGCUUAGUAGGAGAGCAAAGCUUCACGAGGAGCUUCGGAGCAUUGAAAAGCAGGUAUAUGAUAUGGAGACAAGUUAUUUACAGGAUCCUGGACAAUGUGGCAAUGUAUUAAAAGGAUUUGAAGGGUUCCUAUCUUCAUCCAAGAACACUGCCCUGUUGAAGCGGUCUAGAAAGUUUCAGCCUGAAGAUCGGCUCUUUUCAUUAUCAUCAGUGACCUCACCGGCGGCAGAAGAGCUUGCAGCUGGACGAGAUGAUGGUAGGUCAGAUUAUGGUCCUGCUCGUUCAAAAGGUGGAGGAAUUUAUGCUAAUGGACAGGGUAAACCAAAGAAAGGUAGAGGUGGGUCAAGAGAUGCGAAGAGAAUAAGGGUUUCAAGUGAACAAGAUUUUGAUUAUGAAGAUGAUCCUGACCUGACCUUGUGAUUAAAAAUGCUGGUCCAACUUUCUGAUAAACUAUGUGCAAUGUAAAAAGCCUGGAAAAACCUACUUUCGUACUGAAUGGAUAGGCACUUGGUGCUUUGCGGAUCCUCAUUCAAUGUAUAUAUUGUCCCAAUAGUUGUGGAUUUUUCACUUCUUGCGUGAACAAGGCCUACUUACUCAUGUUUUAUGAAAGGCAUGAGGGACCUGUUGUAUUGCAAAGCAGCCGGGAUAUGGCAAAUGCUUCUUUGCACAUGUUUUUGUUGAUUGUUUUGUUAAACUUGUUCUUUAUAGUAUGAUUUGUUAGUGUGAUUGUAAUUGUAAUGUUGUACAUAACUAAGAAAUAUGAAGUCAACUAACUUGUCUAGAAAUUUAUAGUUUCUGGUAUGAAUCCAUAGCACUGCAGCCUAGCGAAGAAAAGUCUUUUACCCUCAGAAAAUAGAGAUGUCUGUUUUCAUCUUGCAUGUUUCAAUUUACUUUG